AUGGCUCUUCCGCGAAUCGGUCGGCGAGAAGCCAUCACUUCUACAAAGCUUUUCAUGGUGGUCUUGCAGUUGCUGUCGAAGAGAGCUCGAUUCUUCUCGUUUCAAGGUCUCCUGCCAUGGAUGAUGCCUCCAGCCGUGCGGGAUACAUAUCUGAAGACUGUUCGCCCACUUCUCAACGACGAUGAAUUCGAGAAGAUGACAUCUCAAGCGGACGAGUUCGAAAAGACUAUUGCAAAAGAUAUUCAGAGGAAACUUUGGAUGAAAUGGCUCAUUUCUAAGAAUUACGUAUCUGAUUGGUGGAAAGAAGUGGUGUACAUGCGCCAUCGCAGCUCUCUUAUUCACACCAAUGUGGCGUGUGCCGAUGUGAUAUACCACCCAACAACCACCAAUCAAGCAGCUCGAGCCGCUUACGUGACGUUGAAUCGACAGCAUUUUUGCAGAGACAUUUUUGUGAAGAACACAAUGAGACCGAUCGCAAUGGGCCCGAUACCAUUGUGCAGCUCGCAGUACACAGACUACCACCGUUCAUUGCGAGUCCCUCGAGAGACAAGUGAUGUAAUGGUUCGACUACCCGAUGCGCGACAUAUAGCUGUUUACUCCAAGAAAUGCUGGUAUAAGGUCAAUAUCUUCCAUGGAAAACGAAUGCUACGGCCAGCAGAACUACAACGAUCCAUCCAAAUGAUCUUGGACCGGAACGACAUUCCCCACGAGGGAGAAGAGCGCCUUUCAGCUUUGACAGCAGGCCCUCGAGAUCUCUGGGCUCGAAUUCGAGACCGCAAAUUUUCUGAAGGAAUUAACAAGGAGUCGCUGUCGAUGAUCGAAAACGCUCUCGAAAUCGUCUUCUUGGAUGACAACGAAACUGGAUACGAUGAGAAUGAUCCCACGGUGUACGAUCGCGAAUAUCAACUUGCUCUAACUGGAGACGGUUACAAGCUAUGGUGUGAUAAACCGAGUGUCUACUCGUUCACCAAAAAUGGCAGGUUCAUAUCGAAUGCUGAGCACUCGGUGGUUGAUGCGAUGAUCUACGUGCACGUGCGUGAAUAUCUGAAGUAUCACGAAGCUUUCGACAAGCCAUAUGGUCCCGACGGUAACUGUACUGGCGACAUUCAAGUGGUUCCAAAACCUGAGCGACUUCGAUGGGACUUGGACGAUGAGACUGUAAAUGCAAUCGAGGAGGCCUAUUCGGUCUCAAAAGGAGUCGCUGAUGAUCUCGAGAAUGCGCAUUGCGUUUUCCGCGAUUACGGCAAAGACUUCAUGAAGAAAAUUGGUGUGUCACCGGAUGCAUUCCUUCAAAUGGCUAUACAGAUGGCGUACUACAAGGACCAGGGAAAAUUCGAGCUCACCUACGAACCAACAGUGAUGCGGUUGUUCCGCGAAGGACGGACGGAAACAGUUCGUAGUUGCAGCGAGCACUCGUGCGAUUUCGUCAAGUCCAUGCUUGACAAGAGCCAUGAAGAUCAGACACGGUACUCUCUACUGCGGAAGGCAUGUGAUUCCCAUCAGUCCUAUUACCGUAACGCAAUGGCUGGUUACGGUGUUGAUCGACAUCUGUUUGCAAUGUAUGUAGUGUCGAAAUACUACGGCAUCCAAUCUGCGUUCCUGGACAACGUCUUCAGCAUGAAUUAUGCGCUCUCUACCAGCCAGACUCCACAACAUCAAAUGAGCGAAUACAUGAAAUCGCUGAACAAAGAACGCGAUUUGUUUUGGCCGGCAGGAGCAUCAGCCUGUCGCACGAGGGAUUGGCGAACUAUGAACGCACGACGAUUCCGCGAUACACUUUGUGAAUGCUUACGAGAGAUGAAAGCGAUGGUUGAUCGCGUCGUCAGCUGA
Cooperia oncophora is the source of this 1830-nucleotide messenger RNA. NCBI's taxonomy places the organism in Eukaryota, Metazoa, Nematoda, Chromadorea, Rhabditida, Trichostrongylidae. The record is from the annotation of a GenBank genome assembly.